This is a messenger RNA of Hylaeus volcanicus, 1490 nucleotides long. RefSeq lists its product as uncharacterized. The record is from RefSeq and is a predicted model, not a curated record. Bases 1 to 1335 code for a protein of 444 amino acids. The transcript is spliced from 4 exons. Lineage: Eukaryota; Metazoa; Arthropoda; Insecta; Hymenoptera; Colletidae.
AUGCGUCGCUCGACAAGAUGUAUGCCAUCUCUGUCAAGCCCUUACACUGGUAUUUUUCAAACAUGUAUUGACGUUUCUGAUGCUUAUACAAGACAAUUGAAUUUAAGUCCUCUGAUUUUGCAUCUUCCAUUGGAUGAACAACUGAAUGAUGCAGAUCUUUAUGGUCUGACUGUACGUUUAAGUAGAAAUAAAUCAUUUAUUAAAACUAAAAAAAAUUUGAAUCCUCCAUUUUAUCCUUGUAACGUCGACCCGUAUCUUCAAAGAGUUGACUUAUGUGAUGGCGAUGCAAAAGUUGAUUCUCUUGUUCAAAGUUUAACUAAUAGUUUAAAUGGUGAUACGAGACCAGGGAUACUAGUAAUGUUUACGCAACCUCCAUUGAAAAAGGAAGAAAUCACUGAGUAUAACAACCUUACUCCAAUGAAGACUGAACUAUUUAACCAGUCAAAAAUACGUGACCAGACCAUCGUUCAAGAUUUCUCAGAUUAUCGUCCUUUAACAGGAGUUUUGAUCAAAAUUGGUUCUAUUACUCCCAACAUGCAUAAUCAAGAAGCUGGACAUUUACAUGAUGAAAAGUCACAUAUCACCAAUGGGAUUACUCCUACUGUGUCUGAUCGUUUAGAACGCUCAAUAGUAGGAGCUUUUUGCCGGCAAUCAGUUCCAGAUGACGUAGCUGAAGAAAUUUUACGAGUGACAUUUGUUCGGUCUAUUGUGGAAGCAUUAUGCUAUGAGGACACACUACUUUUUUACCAGAAUAAUAGAAAAAAAACUAGUAAUAGUACCAAGUCAUGUGUUCUUGCUUCCUAUGGCUGCACACAAUGGUACUAUAAUACAUCACUACCUAUUAUAUCGCAAACAGAUAUUCCUGACAAGGAUAAACGAUUUGUGUCGAUCAACACUGGGGAUUUAGUAUUAUGCCCUUUUGUUUUACUUCCAACACUCUUACGAAGGUUGCGUUUCUCUAUGCAUUGGGAUAGAGAAGAAGGUUCUAACGAUUUUAUUCACGAAGAUACUAACGCUGAGUGUUCAUGUAUGAAAAAAGUUCGAAACAAUCUCCAAUUACAAAAAUCACAGCUAACCGGCAACGGAAACAAAUCAAAUACUACUUCAGCCCUUUCAGAAAGCAUUCAAAAUGAAUUUUAUCAAUUUUUUACAUUGAAUUCCAAAAGGUUUAAAGGAUUACUAGAAAACAAUAUGUGUUCCCUUAUUGAGUCAACACCAUCUGAGGCAACGUUGAAAUUUUGCAUUGAUAAUACAAGGAAUGUAAAAAAUCAUAUAGAUCAAGUUUCAGUGUCUGAAAAUCGUGAAACAAAACGUAAGCGGACACACCAAACGUGAAUCUAACUAGUUACAAAUUUAAGGGUUUAAAUUAUUUCCUUACUUGUUUAUAAAAAAAAUUCUUAUUCUAUUGUUCAAUUUUUUUUUUAUUCGUGUGAGCUAUUACAAAAUACUACUAAAAAUUUUAUAUUUUAUAGAAUAGUUUUUACUUUUUC